Messenger RNA from Bactrocera tryoni, 1505 nucleotides. It is a transcript of the gene Cpr92F, whose product is annotated as pupal cuticle protein. NCBI's taxonomy places the organism in Eukaryota, Metazoa, Arthropoda, Insecta, Diptera, Tephritidae. The transcript has 2 exons. Gene Ontology annotation, cellular component: chitin-based extracellular matrix. The record is from RefSeq and is a predicted model, not a curated record. Bases 229 to 1383 code for a protein of 384 amino acids. Gene Ontology annotation, molecular function: structural constituent of chitin-based larval cuticle.
AGCACAGUUCGUUAACAGUCCUAGUCGCGAAUCUAGGAGGUUCAACCAACUAGAAAAUAAUAAAAAAAUUAUUCAAAUUCAAACAUACGUUUUGAAGUAUGCGCAAUUAGUUUUAUAUUUACUUUCAUUUUCAUGGAACAGGUUUAAUCUUAAGGCUUAAUCUGAGUUUUUCGAUCAAAACGGUGUUACUUUAACUGAAUACUGUGUGUGAUAUAGAAAUUAUAAACUAUGAAAGAAUACUUAAUUUUACUUGUGUUACUCAUCUCUGCAUGUAGUGCGACUCUCCAUGGCGCCGUCUCAACACAAUUUCAACAUAUUGAUCCUCAUAGUCGUACCUACUCUUACGGGUAUGCUGAUCCCAACUCCCAGAAGCAUGAGACACGUUCUUACGAUGGUGUUACACGUGGCUCCUACUCUUAUGUAGAUGGUAAUGGGCAUGUGCAAUCGCUCUCUUAUGUUGCUGAUCCACAUCAUGGUUUCAACGCUGUUGGCACAAAUUUACCAAAAGCUUCCCCAUCUCCAGAUACUCACUUCGCUGCAAUACACAGUGCUGCUGCCCAAUCAUACGUGCCAUACGCUCAUCACUAUCCCCAACAUAUUCCAAUACUAACAGAUGGAGGUGUGCCCGUGGAUACGCCAGAAGUACAACACGCACGAGCUGAACAUUAUGCUGCAUAUGCUGCUGCCGCUGCAGCUGCUGCAGCUCAUCCGGAACCGUAUGACGGUCACUCUCACCAUUUGUAUAAACGGUCAUUAUACAGUCAUCCCUGGAACUACGCUCAUCAAAAUUCGAUUACCCAUGUGCCACUGACACAUGGAGGCGUUCCUGUUGAUACACCAGACGUACAAGCUGCCAAAGCCGAACACUUUGCAGCGCAUGCCAAAGUUUUGGGCCGUGGUACACAAGUAAAUGGCGCUCCCUCGGACACACCAGAAGUAGCUCACGCAAAAGCUGCCCAUUAUGCUGCACAUGCUGCUGCUCGCACUGGUUAUCCUAUUGGGCAGACAGUCCCCGUGCAUGGCUAUCACAUUCCAGUGAUUCACAAUGGUGUACCAGUCGAGACACCAGAAGUUCAACAUGCCAAAGCAGCACAUUAUGCUGCAGUUAUUAAGGCUACAUCUAGAGCUGGUCACGGUGAACCAAGCGAUAAUGGAGGUCAUUAUGGCGGGCAUUGGAAUGAUCCACAUAAUAGUGGUUAUACGGGAUACAAACAUCGAGGCCCUAUACAUAUUCCAGUCAUCCACAAUGGCGUGCCCGUUGAACCUCCAGAAGUUCAGCAUGCUCGCGCCGCCCACUUGAAUGCUUUAGCUUCUGCUAGUCAUGGUUCGGGGCAUGUGGGUUACUAUGAGCAUGAUGACCAAUAUCAUGGCCAAAAUUAUUAAAUCCUGACCACAUAUUUUAGUAUAACUACGUGCGGAUAUCGGAAAGAAAUAUACUUAUACUAAUCUAAAAGAACGGCGGGCAUGACACGAAUAAAUCGACCAUGAUUGCACAUACUUAUAUA